AUGAUUGAGCAAAGUAAGGAGAGAGCUGGUCGAAAACGGCGAUCACUGGAACCAGGCAAAAUGCCGGGCUCAUCGAAAAUCAGAAAGAAUCCAUUCAUAGUUUGCAAGCUGUGCUCAAAGAACAUCAUUAUCACUGAGAAGUACUCCGAGAGAGUAUCCACGUUCCUCCACGUUUUGAAUAUUCAUAUUAAUGACCAAGAGGCCCAAAAUGCUCUCAUUAACGGGUACUCUUCCACAUGUGCAGAAGAAUUCCCCUUUAUCGAUGUCAAAGCUUCAGUUGAUGGUACUUCCAAUUCUGGAAAGCCUGUCCUCCAAUGCGUCAUCUGUGGCUUCAAAACCGACACAUCGAGACGGAUUGCAAUGCAUGCCCGUCAUCAUGAAGAUUUGAUGAGAGAUCUUGGCAAUUAUCCGGAGCCUUGUCAUUGUGGUGAGAAGAUUCGCGUCUGUGCUGAAGUAAAGGAGUCCUAUCAGCGAUUAUGUCACAUCCUCGAGAAGCACGUUGACGAUGAGGAGCGCCUUCGAGAAGCUAUAACUGCAUACGAGUCCGAUCACUCUCCUGAACUUGAUUGA
Messenger RNA from Cooperia oncophora, 570 nucleotides. Lineage: Eukaryota; Metazoa; Nematoda; Chromadorea; Rhabditida; Trichostrongylidae. The record is from the annotation of a GenBank genome assembly.